AUUAGGAUUAAUGUAACUAUUAUGUCAUAAAAACUGUUCUCCGCUUACCAUGCAUUCGAACUGACAAUUUCUCGAGAUUAAUAACCAACGUUUCUCAUCUGAGCGAAUGUUUGGAAAAAUAUGGCAUGCCACGAUACUCGAGCACCUACGCAUCGCGGCUAUAAAAGCGAUCGUUUCGUUCGAGAGCGAUCGUUAAGUGCCGCGAUUGUCGAUCGAUCCUUUCGCGAAAAGUUGAUAGUGAGAUAAUAAGAAAUGAAGCUUGCCUUGCUCGCGCUGCUGUCCUUCCUCUUGGAAGCUCACUGCGUUCUCGUUUCUUCUGAGCCGAAAGGGAAUGAGACGGAGCUGGAGCAACGGCGUAGCGCUCGAGUUCACAGAGUCGCCAGCGACGACUUCUACGGGAAGGAAGAUGUCCAUGCGAAAAACAUAGUGGACGUAGAAUCGACCGAACAAACUUUUCGAUCAGGCAGUCAGAAAGAAGACGUGUCACUGGCAGAUACUGUUUUACCGAUAACGACUGAAAGCGAGACGAAAUUUUCCAAACACAUGGACAGUGUUAACCGCGUCCUGAACGAGUGGUCCCGAGAAGUAACCGUCGCGGCGAGAAACGAUGACCUCGCGUUUAACGGGAUGACGGAAAUGAUCGAGUCACCGGCGUUCAUUAAGUUACUGCCGAAAAACGUGCAUGGUUUACGGAAUCCGCUUAAUUCGCCUGAACUAAUGGAUAUUUCUUAUUCGGAUAACUCGAACGUCGUGAAGAAAACUGAGUCCGGACCCAAGUAUGGAGAAACGGACGAUUUCCAGCUGAGAACGAUAAGGACCGUUGGACUGUACUUCGAGAGGCUGCUCGCGGAGAUUCAGGAUCAUGCAACUUAUAUUCAGAACGUCAUCGAGAAACUUUGCAGAAGACAUCGUUCGAAAACACCGCGUCAAUCGGAAGUCGAUGGUCCGGUGAAAUUUUCGUAGACGAAUCACCGAAAAGGAGUUCCAAUAAUUUCAAAUCAAUUUUAAAAGCUACUAACAAGAUUCACUACUAACGAAACUGUUUUUGAAAUUACUACGAAAUUGAU
This is a messenger RNA of Nomia melanderi (Alkali bee), 1067 nucleotides long. RefSeq lists its product as uncharacterized. The record is from RefSeq and is a predicted model, not a curated record. Lineage: Eukaryota; Metazoa; Arthropoda; Insecta; Hymenoptera; Halictidae.